AUGUCUGACCUUUGCCCCGUCUACGCGCCCUUUUUCUCGGCCAUGGGCUGCGCUGCCUCUAUCAUUUUCACUUGCAUUGGUGCAAGUUAUGGUACAGCCAAGUCCGGCGUUGGUAUUUCAGCAAUGUCGGUUCUGAGACCAGAUUUGAUGAUGAAGUGUGUCGUACCAGUUAUCAUGGCUGGUAUCAUUGCUAUCUACGGUCUAGUCGUCUCGGUGCUCAUAGCUGGUGAUCUCGACGCAAAUAUGUCAUUGGCCCACGGAUUCGUUCAACUCGGUGCCGGUCUCUCUGUAGGCCUCGCUGGUCUUGCUGCUGGGUUCGCCAUUGGUAUUGUGGGAGACGCUGGUGUUCGGGGAACAGCUCAACAACCCAGACUCUACGUCGGCAUGAUCCUUAUCCUCAUUUUCGCUGAAGUCCUGGGUCUCUAUGGUCUUAUUGUUGCACUCAUCAUGAACACCAAGACCAGCCCUAUGAAGCUCGUCUGUGGCGCUGCAUGA
This is a messenger RNA of Pleurotus ostreatus (oyster mushroom), 495 nucleotides long. RefSeq names its product H(+)-transporting V0 sector ATPase subunit c (gene VMA3). Lineage: Eukaryota; Fungi; Basidiomycota; Agaricomycetes; Agaricales; Pleurotaceae. Bases 1 to 495 code for a protein of 164 amino acids. Gene Ontology annotation, molecular function: proton-transporting ATPase activity, rotational mechanism. Gene Ontology annotation, cellular component: proton-transporting V-type ATPase, V0 domain. The record is from RefSeq and is a predicted model, not a curated record. The transcript has 8 exons. Gene Ontology annotation, biological process: proton transmembrane transport.